UGACAGGCCUCCGGUGAGAUCACAUGACCAUAAUAAAAUAUGCAGAAUGGAGAUCUUCAUCGGAUUCUCGUUGUUCGUAUCUGCCAUAGUAUUGCUUGUGUUUAGCGUAGAAUCGAAUUGUUUUCAUCUGGGCAGCAAAUAUUAUAAACUAGAUCCAAUGUGGCCGAUUGACAGCCAAGUAUUCCAGGGAGAAGUCUUUAGCGCUGCAAUUGACGACGUCAAAGGAGAGGUUUAUGUGUCACAGAGAGGUGAUGAUAUACCUCAUGUCCUUGUGUUCGACAUUGGAGCCGGCAAACUCCUUCGGAACUUCACCUACAAGGAUAGCAGUACACUACAGGACAUUCAUGGCAUGAGAUGGCAAUUUAAUGAAACCAAUCAGCAAGGCUAUGUCUGGGUGACGGAUGUAGGCAAUGGGCCUCAUGGGUAUACUGUCAAAAGGCUUUUACCGGACGGAACGCUUGAUCUUACAAUGGGUGUGGCUGGCAAGGCUGGUACCUCUCUGCAUCCUCUCAUGUUUGGAAAUGUUGCUGAUGUUGCAAUCAAUAAAGACGGCAUCCUUUACGUUGCCGAUGGUGAUGGAGGAGUCAACAAUAGAGUUGUUAAAGUGGAAUUGAGGAAUUCCGGCCCGUUAACAAUCUGGAGUGUUGGAAAUAAUGGCACCGCCCCUGGUCAGUUUCGCAUUCCCCACAGUGUAGAGCUGGACGACGGCGGCAGGCUCUGGGUGGCUGAUCGGAUGAACGGGAGGCUGGAGGCCUUCGAUGCCUCAACUGGAACGUUUCUUGGAAAUUGGAGCUCAUGCUUCUAUGAUGGUGAACCCUACUCUGUCAGACUUAGCAAAGACAGAGGCCACUUCAUUGUGACUCAGCUGAAUUCUGACCAGAUUGUGUUGGUCAAGGCCGCCCCGGGUUCUGGCCCAAUAGGGGACACUUGCCAUCGACUGGACACAAUAGCCCUUGGUAAGGACACCAAGCCCCACCUAGUGGCCGUCAGCAAAGCAACAGGGGCAUUCUUUGUUGGCGAGCUCGGGAGUCAGUCAUGCCAAAAAUUUGUGCCAAUUUUGCAAAAUAACCUUUGAUCUUAAGCCCUGUUGUAUGGCAACUUUUAAAAUCCACCGUGUUUUCUAUAGGUGACCUACCUCCCUAAAAUCAACAAUACAUCCUAAGCUUUAUAUAACUUGUCAAAAUUGAUCAACAAUUACCUGCACAAGUACUGGAGUGAAUGUGGGGGCAUUGACGCUCCAUGGUCUAGCGGUUAUGACUCAGGUCUUUCAAUCGGUGGGUUUGAUUCCCAGCCAUGGCAUGUUUUCCUUCAGCAAGAAAUUUACCCACAUUGUGCUGCACUCAACCCUGAUGAGGUGAAUGGGUAAGUACGGUAGGAAGAAAUUCUUCAAAUGCCAGACACCUGUUGGCAGCAUGGCUAUAGCCGGGGUAGUGAUAAUAACAACGUUAUUGUAAUGCUCAGUUGAGUAUCUAUGUAAAAGAGAAACAAGGUUUGAAGUUUGGGGUUCACUCUUCAGACAUGAGAUGGGUACACUGUUCAAUCUCCAUGAAACUUCUAAACUCUCCAGAAAAAAUAUGGUGUAGAAAAAAACCUGUAUCUUGGUUCUUGUUCUGCUUUACAACUUCAAAUUUUGGCAGUAUACAGUACUUUCAAUACUCAAGCUAAUUUAGAAUUUUGGAGACAAAAUUAAUAUUAUUAGUAUUUACAAAGAACCUUCCCUAGGACCUUAUUGUGUGAUUUCAAGUUUGGUGUUCGGUGUUGAUUUGGGAUAUAUAUUAUGUUUGCUCCAUGAUGUUAAAAAAAUUGGAGUCACAUUAAUCCCAAAUUUCUUCCAGUAUUACAUUUCAAAAGCAAGUAAUUUUAUAUAUUUUUAUAUAUAAAAACAAUGACACGUUUUCCUCAUUUUCAAAGAAACUCAUUCAACAGAGUCAUUUCAUUUUGUCAGGGGACGGCAGAAGUGCCCAGGUAUGCUCUUAUGAUACGCUUCAAAUAUUUUUCUUUGUAUAGUACGUGCAAGAAAUUAUUAGUGAGAAUUUCAUUAUGAUGUCAUGACUUGUAUUGCAUGAUGUCAUGGCGAUUGACUGGUGACAUCAUCACGAAUCUUGUUUAAUGAUAUGAUUCAUAAGAUUGUUACUAUAAUAAGUACUAGUAUGAGACUUUUGAUUGUUGAUCUUUUUAACAUGUCCCUUGGAAGCUAUGAAGGUUGGGAUGAAGCGCCCCUAUGUUUUAUUUUUUAUCUAUUUAUUUUUGUUUGCUUUUCACUUUAUAUCUCAACAAAUUCACCUUAAUUUAUUGAUGAAAACUUUAUUUGUUUAUAUUCUUUUAGUUUGCUUAUUAACAAACCAUUACCCCCUCUGGAUCUCAGGUCCCUGUUGUUGUGCCUAUAGGCCAAUACAUGCUCUGUUAAAGAUAUUCAUAUUAUUAUUUUUUUAAUUGUCUAACUCAUUUUUUAAAGUAAUCGUAUUCUAGAUUUCUUAGGCUUUGUGUUUAGACAUUUAUGAGAAAGAUACUUUUUCUUUCCUGAUAAAUGACAGAGUUACAUGAAUAUUUCAGUAAGUUUUCAUAUAAGUUAGUUUGAAAUUUCCAAUAAUUCAUAUCAUUUGUAAAAAAAAAUAUGUAUAUGAUGCCAUGUAUAAUCCUAUGCAAUAUCAAGCCAUCAUAUUUGGAAUUUAAUUUCAAAAGUACUUUUUAAAUUAUGUAAACUAUUGUAAAUGUUAGUAAGGUUGUACAAAAAUUGAGUUUUGGACCCAUGAUGAUUUAUAUGGGUCUGUACCUCUGAAACACAGUUCUAUAAUGCCACAGUGAUGUUGAGUAUAUAUGUAUUAAAAAGAUUGCCUGGGCCCUGUCUUUACAAAGACUUGCGAUUGAUUCGAUCAAUCUCAACUAUAUGGAAAUCCAUCAAUGUUGAUUUUUCUACAGGAAAUUUGCACGAUACCUUCGUUUUGAAAGAGAAUCAAGAGAACGAUGAAUAUGUGAGUAAAUGAUAUCUAGAAAUAAUUUUGAACAAACGUACAUAAUAGAUAUUGGCAAUGCUGACUUUCCAUAGUUUGGUUGAUCAGAUCAAUCGCAAAUCUAUGGAAGACGGGGCCCAGGAGUGACUUAUUUCAAGAGAGAUCUUUAAAUGACAAAUCAAGCAUUUAAGUGACUUUUUACCAUUCUAUUAAUUUAAUACAUGAAUAAAUGUGAUUGUAAUAUUGUUUGUUUGUAAUGAUGACGUGCAAUCAAUCACUUUGUAUUGUACUUAACUGGAAUAAAAGAUAUUAUUUUUAGCCAA
Messenger RNA from Lytechinus variegatus (green sea urchin), 3274 nucleotides. It is a transcript of the gene nhlrc3, whose product is annotated as NHL repeat-containing protein 3-like. NCBI's taxonomy places the organism in Eukaryota, Metazoa, Echinodermata, Echinoidea, Temnopleuroida, Toxopneustidae. Gene Ontology annotation, molecular function: protein binding. The record is from RefSeq and is a predicted model, not a curated record. The coding region runs from base 47 to 1075 and encodes 342 amino acids. The transcript has 5 exons.